AUGGACAUCCCCUUCGAGCUCCUGGACGAUGACGACCACAAGCGUUGCAACGGCUCCGAGUAUGUUCAGCCAGGCACCAAGGACAUCCAAGUACAGCUCGUCAUCUCUCUCGCCUUGGGGAUAUCUGCCUUUGUCAUCUUUUGUAUCCUCCGGCCGCGAUGGAAGUCGCUCUAUGCCGCCCGCAGGCGUCAGCUAGACUCGACCAACACCUUGCCGCACCUGCCAGACUCGUUCUUCGGAUGGAUGCCCGCACUUUACAAGAUCACCGAGGAGCAGGUCCUCUCGGCAGCCGGCCUGGAUGCCUUUGUGUUCCUUUCCUUCUUCAAGAUGGCUAUCCGCCUCUUCGCCGUCAUGUUCCUGUUCGCCGCCGUCGUUCUAGAACCCGUCAACGAGCAUUACAACCCCGACAAGCGCAAACCGAAACACAAAGACGCAUCCUACCUUUCCAACAUCUUUAGCCUCCCGGAGCCGGCGCCCUACAUCUACCCGAACGAGUUCCCCGUCUACACCCAACCCACCGACGAAGACAACAGCUGGAAGGGAUACUUCUGGGCGUACUUGGUUUUUGUCUACUUCUUUACUCUUCUGACCAUGUGGUUCACCAACUCUGAGACUUUCAAGAUCAUCAAGACUAGACAGCAUUAUCUCGGCACGCAGUCGACAAUCACAGACAGGACUUUUCGGUUGUCAGGCAUCCCCAAGGAACUGCGAUCCGAAGAGAAAAUCAAGGAUCUGGUCGAAAAGCUCGAGAUCGGGCACGUGGAUCGGGUCACCUUGUGCAGGGACUGGAAGGAGCUGGAUGACCUCGUUGCGGAGCGCGGCGCCGUCCUGCACAAGCUCGAGGAGACCUGGAGCGUCUAUUUGGCGCAGAAGCCCGUCCAGUCGCCCCCACAGGGCUCCAGUCCGCGCCUCGGCACCGAUGUAGAUGUUGACGAGGAGGCGGGCGAGAACGGUCGCUUGCUUCCCGGCGAGGUCGGUGCGCACCAGUUCGUGGAGCGCGACCGGCCACGGGUCCGAGUUGGUGGAUUUCUCGGCAUUGGCGGCCGCAAAGUGGACGGCAUCGACUACUACGAGGAGAGAUUGCGCCAGCUCGAUGACAAGAUCCGAGCCGCCAGGAAGAAAGACUACAAGGCGGUAGGUUUUGCAUUCGUCACCAUGGACUCGAUCGCGUCCUGUCAAAUGGCCAUCCAGGCCCUUGUCGACCCGCGGCCCGGCCAGCUCCUGACCAAGCUUGCCCCCUCUCCAACCGAUGUAGUCUGGCGCAACACCUACGCGCCGCGUAUGACGCGGCGUCUGCGGUCAUGGCUGAUCACCGUCUGCAUCACCGUUCUGUCCAUCGUCUGGUUGGCCCCAGUCGCCUCGCUCGCGACGCUGCUCAGCUUGUGCACUAUCCGCACCAUCUCCAAAGAUCUCGCCGAUAGCCUGGAAAGACACGAGAUCACAAAGGCGCUCGUGCAGACCGGUCUCCCCACGGCCGUAGUCUCGCUGCUCAACGUCGCGGUGCCUUACCUCUACGACUGGCUGUCCAACCUGCAAGGCAUGAUCGGCCAGGGUGACGUCGAGCUCUCGGUCAUCUCGAAGAACUUCUUCUUCACCUUCUUCAACAUUUUCCUCGUCUUCACCGUCUUUGGCACGGCGACCAACAACUACUGGUCCAUCGUCAAGGACAGCCUGCGCGACACGACCAAGGUGGCCUACUCGCUCGCCAACGAGAUCCAGCGCCUCAACUUCUUCUACAUCAACUUCAUCAUGCUCCAGGGCGUCGGCCUCUUCCCCUUCCGUCUGCUCGAGUUCGGCUCCGUCGCGCUCUACCCCAUCUACCGCAUGGGCGCCAAGACGCCGCGCGACUUCAGGCAGAUCAUGGACCCGCCCGUCUUCAGCUACGGCUUCUACCUGCCCACCGCCCUGCUCGUCUUCAUCCUGUGCCUCGUCUACAGCGUCCUGCCCAGGGGCUACCUCGUCCUGCUCCUCGGCAUCGUCUACUUCACCCUCGGCUACUUCACCUACAAGUACCAGCUGCUCUACGCCAUGGACCAACCCCAGCACGCCACGGGCGGCGCCUGGCGCAUCAUCUGCUACCGCAUCAUCCUCGGCCUCGUCGUCUUCCAGCUCACCAUGUCGGGCUACCUCGGCCUCAACAAGGCCUUUGUCCAGGCCCUGCUCGUCGCCCCCUUGCUCAUCUUCACCCUGUGGUACAGCUACUAUUUCCGCCAGCGCUUCGAGCCGCUGACGCAGUUCAUCGCCCUGCGCAGCAUACACCGCGGCCGGGCCCGGGGUGAUCGCUACGUCGACGAUGACGAAGUGAGGGGAGAUGUGGCGGUCGAGGAAGGUGCCGGGGACGACAGGGUGCAAGGGGUCAGGAGGAGGGGCAGCACGGUCGACGAGGACAGGGAGAAGGGGCUGUCGUUUGUGAACCCCAGCUUGGUGGUACCGCUGGAAGGACCGUGGAUCUACCACGACCCGCCGCCGCUGGUGCCGCAGGAGAGUGACGAAGAGGCCGCUCUGGGGGUCUUUGCCGACGAACCAGGGUUCCAAGGGGAGAGAUACCAAGACGAUGAGGAUAACGCGCAGGAGGCGUCGGAUACCGGCAGGAGUAAUACAAGCUCGGUGAGCUUAGGUGAUACCCACAUAUGGAGGAGCGAGGACUGA
Messenger RNA from Thyridium curvatum, 2649 nucleotides. RefSeq lists its product as uncharacterized. Bases 1 to 2649 code for a protein of 882 amino acids. Gene Ontology annotation, molecular function: calcium-activated cation channel activity. The record is from RefSeq and is a predicted model, not a curated record. Gene Ontology annotation, cellular component: plasma membrane. The transcript is spliced from 4 exons. NCBI's taxonomy places the organism in Eukaryota, Fungi, Ascomycota, Sordariomycetes, Thyridiales, Thyridiaceae.